Homalodisca vitripennis (glassy-winged sharpshooter) is the source of this 314-nucleotide messenger RNA. Its product is annotated as histone H1-like. Lineage: Eukaryota; Metazoa; Arthropoda; Insecta; Hemiptera; Cicadellidae. Gene Ontology annotation, molecular function: DNA binding. Gene Ontology annotation, biological process: regulation of DNA-templated transcription. Gene Ontology annotation, cellular component: nucleus; chromatin. The record is from RefSeq and is a predicted model, not a curated record. The transcript has a single exon. Bases 45 to 299 code for a protein of 84 amino acids.
GUUAAGAUUUUCAGCAUUGGAAUUUUCAAUUUAAUUGAUUCAAAAUGUCUGAUGAUGGUACUACUGUGGAGAAGAGGGGCCGAGGUUGUCCCUCCAAGACAAGCGACAUAAAAGAAGCAAAGAAACAAGGGAAGUCUCCUGCCAAGAAGGAGGACGGAGAGGCACCAGCAAAGAGAGGACGAGGCAGGCCUAAGAAGAAGGCUGGCGGUGCUGCUGCAGCUAAACCCAAGGUUAAGGCCAGUGCAGGCAAGAGAGGAUGGCCCAAGAAGGAGAAGAAAUCUGAAGAGGAGGAGGAAUAAACUGUGUUAAUUUAU